AUGACUAUCAGAGGUGAUAAUGCAAACAUGAGGCUCACCGAUUUGGCCUUCCAUCGUCGAGCUGUCGGAAUCGUCUCUGAUAGAAGAUGGACGAGGCACGUCCCACCAAUGGAUGACCUGAAACGAAUCAAAACUUCGUUAGAACAGCACACAUCGAGUCCCCAAGGAUGGAAUGCCGCAGGUUUCAGGGUUGCCGCCGAUGGGAUUCAGCGAAGUGCUUACGACCUCUUGGGUUUCCUGACUAUCCCUACGCGGGAUUUCGUUCCAAUCAAACCGGAGCUAGCUCAAUAUCAUCCGCGAAUCCUUUAUCGAGUGGAUAUUGAAGGUUGGGAUAAAACCUAUCACCUCUCAAGGGAGUUAAGAAUGGAACUUUUGCCCCUACGUCGAUACCGAUUUAAUCUCAAGCAUCAAGCGCAUGACGUUAAAGUCUUCAUGCAAGAUGACUACGAAGUCCAGGAGAGACUCACAAAACUGAGGCCAACAAGUAUUGGUGCCGCGAAGCGCAUGGAGGGUAUGACACCGACUUCACUGCUCCAUCUCAUUGGGCAUGUGAGGGGAAGCAAAAGUGCCACUUCAACAAAGGGCAUGAGGGGGCCAGACGCUGCAUGAUUGUGACGGAUAGAACAAUCGGGAUCGAUAUCGUAUCCCUGCAACAAGUGCGCUUCCGUCGUCUCUCGCCACAGGGGGGUUAUCUUCUAGAUGAAGAUUGCCAAAAUUCUCCUCAACGGAGGCUACAAUUUUGGUGCCAUCAGGGGGAGCAAUCUCAGUAGCUGUCUCAUGCUGCUCCUUAG
Messenger RNA from Cantharellus anzutake, 791 nucleotides. RefSeq lists its product as uncharacterized. Gene Ontology annotation, molecular function: flavin adenine dinucleotide binding. Lineage: Eukaryota; Fungi; Basidiomycota; Agaricomycetes; Cantharellales; Hydnaceae. The record is from RefSeq and is a predicted model, not a curated record. The coding region runs from base 1 to 609 and encodes 202 amino acids. The transcript has 7 exons. Gene Ontology annotation, biological process: tRNA methylation; tRNA wobble uridine modification. Gene Ontology annotation, cellular component: cytosol.